UGCUGCCUCUUCCUGACACAAGAAGAAGAUGCAGGAUGAUGGCUCCCGGCACCAGUGACGACGUGCCUUCAUGCGCUUGUAAAGGUGUCCGCCGGUGUCUCGUUUGCGAAGGGUUGAAAGAGAAAGUACAACCGGAGGCGAGUGAAUCAAAGAUUGUCCAUCAUUUCCUCUACGAUCCUCAGUCGAGGCUCGCUGUUGGAAAAGAUGCCCAGGCUGCAUCCUUCCCCUUUUCUGGGGUCUUUCUGUGGGAGAACUUCAUAUCAGAAGAGGAAGAGAAGGAGCUCAUAUGUGCGAUGGACCAGGAUGUGUGGAAGGAGUCGCAGUCCGGUCGAAGAAAACAGGACUUUGGCCCGAAGGUGAACUUCAAGAAAAAGAAAGUGCGUGUGGGUGGCUUCAGUGGACUCCCUGCUUUGAGCCAUAAACUUGUGCUUCGGAUGUGUCAGGAAUCAACUCUAGCUGGCUUCCAGCCAGUGGAGCAGUGCAACUUGGAUUAUCAUCCUGAGCGAGGUGCAGCCAUUGAUCCACACUUAGACGAUUCUUGGCUAUGGGGGGAGCGUUUAGUCACCAUUAACAUGUUGUCAGACACUACACUCACCAUGUCUCUGGAGCUGGGCCUACCAGAGCUGGGACUAACAGGGGAGGUCCAUGUAGCUGUGCACCUUCCUCGCAGAUGUUUAGUAGUUUUAUACGGCGAGGCACGGCAUAUAUGGAAACACGCCAUUCACAGGAAGGACCUUCAUAUACGUAGAGUCUGCAGCACCUACAGAGAGCUAUCUGCAGAGUUCCUGCCUGGAGGGCAGCAGGCAGACCUCGGAGCCCAGCUGUUGAAUAUCGCCUUGAACUUCCAAGGCUCUCCGGUUUAAUCUAAUUUGAUGGAUCCAGAGGGAGCUGCAAUCUAAAUCACUUGGACUUGUCUUAAACUGUGAAGAUGUGUCCUUUAGGCACCCUAGGGCUUGUUUGCUGGAUCUGUGCCAGCUCCCCAAACAGUGAGCAGUGCUCACGAGGCUUGUGUGCAUUAAUUAGUUGAACAUCUGCUGUGCUGCGAAGCCAAGCUGAAGUCAAAUUGCUUUGGAAAAAAUGUUGGGGAGAAAUUGUUUUAAAAUAGCUGCAAUGUCAUUAUUUUAUUCCACCACAAACUUC
Pundamilia nyererei is the source of this 1140-nucleotide messenger RNA. RefSeq names its product alkB homolog 4, lysine demthylase (gene alkbh4). Lineage: Eukaryota; Metazoa; Chordata; Actinopteri; Cichliformes; Cichlidae. Gene Ontology annotation, molecular function: actin binding; oxidoreductase activity; demethylase activity. The coding region runs from base 36 to 863 and encodes 275 amino acids. The record is from RefSeq and is a predicted model, not a curated record. Gene Ontology annotation, cellular component: contractile ring; midbody. Gene Ontology annotation, biological process: actomyosin structure organization; protein demethylation. The transcript has 3 exons.